AUGGCGACCGAAGAUACUAUGGCGCCCGUUGCAACAACGGAGCGCGUUGGGGAGGAUGCGCGCACGCCGGCCCUGAUCUCACCGCCUGAGUCGAAGACACCGCCAACAGCGACCCACAAGCGCAACCAAGCCGACUUUGCGCAUGACCGCAACUCAGAGCCAGUGGAUGCUUCGGCAUUGAGCAAGGCUUUGGAACAUUUUGAGCGAGCAGGACGCGCGCCAGAACGACCCAUUGCAAGUCCCAGUCGCAAACGCCAGCGUAUCUACGGUGAUAGAUUCAUCCCCAAUCGAGCUGGCCAGGAUCUUCAGGCGAGCUUCUCACUGCUCCACGACGACGCUUCACCCGCUACACCGUCACGAAGCGCGAAGCGUGCCCCGCACAAUGAGCUGCACUUUCAGCGGACUGAGGAAGCCAAUCGGACAUAUUCCGCCGUCCUGCGACAGGAGUUGUUCGAGGGAUCUGUGCCCCAAGCUUUGCCUCAAAGUCUCUCCCCGACCGAUAGUGCCAACCUGCGUCGCUCUGGGCGCUCACAUACCCCUCCAGCUCAUGCUGCAACGGCACUACCAGCGCCUAAUUUGACACCGUCUACCCCACAUAAGAACUUCUUCAACUACUCGGGGCAACCGACACCAUCAAGAACUCCCUCCAGCCGACAUGGCAUCAAUCUCAAUGCGCAAUCCGAUCUCUACAGUCUCUCACCCAUCAAGCUUAACAGCCAGCGAAUGCUUCUCAGCCCACAGAGAACACCGCGUGCCGUAUCCAAAGUGCCGUACAAGGUUCUCGACGCGCCAGACCUGGCGGACGAUUUCUAUCUCAAUCUGGUAGAUUGGGGCAGUCAGAACAUCCUCGGCGUCGGACUAGGGUCUUGUGUGUAUAUGUGGAAUUCUUCAAGUGGUCGGGUCACGAAACUGUGCGAAUUGACCGAUGACUCCGUCACGAGUGUCAGCUGGAUACAGCGCGGUUCCCAUCUCGCCAUUGGCACCAAUCGAGGUUUCGUACAGAUCUGGGAUGCGACUACACAACGUCGUCUGCGAACUAUGACUGGCCACUCUGGGCGUGUCGGUGCUCUUGCUUGGAAUGAACACAUCCUUACAUCCGGUUCACGAGAUAGAUCGAUAUACCACCGUGAUGUCAGACAGCCAGAACAAUGGCUUCGAAAGCUUGUCGGCCACAAGCAAGAGGUUUGCGGACUCAAGUGGAACAACGACGACAUGCAACUCGCAUCGGGUGGAAACGACAAUAAGCUUAUGGUUUGGGAGAAACUCAAUGCUGAACCCACCUACAAGUGGAGUGAGCAUCAGGCCGCCGUGAAAGCCAUUGCCUGGAGUCCCCACCAACGCGGUCUUCUAGCCAGCGGUGGUGGUACCGCUGACCGAACAAUCAAGUUCUGGAACACAUUAGUCUCUUCGAAUGGACCUUCGUCUGCAUCGCUUGCUGCCGCUUCAUCUGCAGCGUCUGCAUCGGGCCCCGGCGAUGUGGACUUCCAGUCAACAACGCCAGCCAAUCUGAUCAAGAGCCUGGAUACUGGUAGCCAGGUGUGCAAUCUGGCAUGGUCUAAGAACAGCAACGAAAUCGUAUCGACUCACGGAUACAGUCAAAACCAAAUCAUCGUUUGGAAAUACCCCAACAUGCAGCAAGUUGUUUCGCUCACUGGCCAUACAUACCGUGUCCUUUACCUCGCGAUGAGCCCAGAUGGGCAGACCAUUGUCACUGGUGCAGGAGACGAAACUCUUCGCUUCUGGAAUUGCUUCAAGAAGAAGGAGAGAACCGGGAGCCUCAACAAUACCAUGGAUAAGUGGGGUGUCAUUCGAUGA
Didymosphaeria variabile is the source of this 1815-nucleotide messenger RNA. RefSeq names its product substrate-specific activator of APC-dependent proteolysis (gene CDH1). Lineage: Eukaryota; Fungi; Ascomycota; Dothideomycetes; Pleosporales; Didymosphaeriaceae. Gene Ontology annotation, molecular function: ubiquitin ligase activator activity; protein binding; anaphase-promoting complex binding. The record is from RefSeq and is a predicted model, not a curated record. Gene Ontology annotation, cellular component: anaphase-promoting complex. Gene Ontology annotation, biological process: positive regulation of ubiquitin protein ligase activity; anaphase-promoting complex-dependent catabolic process; positive regulation of anaphase-promoting complex-dependent catabolic process. The coding region runs from base 1 to 1815 and encodes 604 amino acids. The transcript is spliced from 4 exons.